Molecule: messenger RNA, 2453 nt
Organism: Hydra vulgaris (swiftwater hydra)
Lineage: Eukaryota; Metazoa; Cnidaria; Hydrozoa; Anthoathecata; Hydridae
Source: RefSeq, a predicted model, not a curated record
UAUAUAUAUUCUUUUUUUUAUAAGUAUUGUAGAUAAGAAAUACAAAGAUAUACAAUGACAUCAAGGUCUACAAUAUGGAGAAAGACUAAAUCUUUGAUUGUCAGUAUAUUAGAAAAUAACAAUUAUCAAAGUUCAACUGGUGAGUUUUUUUCUAGUCCAAUUCAUAAUAGUAUUGAUACUUUUGAAAGUGGUUCUACAUUACCAAUAGCUGAACUCUCUUCAAUAAGUGAUGAUUUUAGUAACUCUUUUGAGUCUUUUCAUUCUAAACAUUGUCCUGAUUUGGCACAUGAUCUUGCUCAGUGGGCGGUUUAGCAUGCAGUUACACAUUUUUCUUUAAAUGAUUUGCUUAUUUUGUUGCGAAAACACGGACACGAGGACCUAGCAAAAAAUUCUAAAACUUUACUUAAAACGCCUAAUUGUGUGCUUACUGAAAAUAUGUGCUCUGGUGACUAUAUCUAUCUAUGUUUAGCUACUGGUAUUAAAAAUAUGCUCCAAGUUGAUGAAGCAAGUAUCAAUAACAACAUACAUUUAAUAGUAAAUUUAGAUGGUCUGCCGCUUUUUAAAUCUAGCAAUACUCAGCUUUGGCCUUUACUUUGUCAAUUUGGUUCUAAACCUCUGUUUCCUGUUGCUUUUUUCUGUGGCAAACAAAAACCUAACUCUUCUAUGGAGUUUCUCAGGCAGUUUUUGGAGGAAUUCAAAAUGCUUUUAGAAAAUGGUCUUGUUUACAAAGAUAAUUUUUUUAAUGUGAGUUUAAAGUUUUUGACAUGUGAUGCUCCGGCACGUGCUUUUAUUAAAUGUAUAAAACCACACAAUGCUUACCAUGGCUGUGAACAAUGUUUUGACAAGGGUGAAUGGCAAGGAAGAGUUGUUUUUAAACAGGUUAAUUCUGUUCUUCGUUCAGACGAACAGUUUUCUAAAAUUACAAAGAUCAUCAAGUAUUUAGAAAUCCUUUGAUUGAUUUUAAUUUACCUUGUGUUUCUACCUUUGUUUUAGACUAUAUGCAUUUAGUUUGUCUUGGGGUUGUUCGGCGACUAAUAAUAUUUUGGACAGAGGGACCAAACAUAUGUUGUUUGUCAUAUGUCCAAAUUAACCGCAUAACUGAAAAAUUAAAUGACUUAUCUGGUAAAAUGCCAUCUGAUUUUGUCAGAGAGCCUAGAUCACUAGAAGAGUUUAAAAGAUGGAAAGCUACAGAGUUUCGUUCAUUUCUUAUGUAUACUGGUCCCUAUGUAUUAAAAAAUGUAUUAAAACAUGAUCUUUAUAUACAUUUUCUUUGUCUUUGUAUUGCUAUUCGUGUGUUAGAUGACAAUAAUUCUAGUUCUAAUGCCAUUGGCUAUGCAUCAAUGCUGUUAAAUUGGUUUGUAUCUAAGUCUGUGGAUUAUUAUGGUCCAACAUUUACUACAUAUAAUGUUCAUAACCUGAUUCAUUUGUCUGAAGAUGUUAUAAAAUUUCAAAUGACCCUACUCGGUAUGUCUGUCUUUUCGUUUGAAAAUUAUUUGCAGCGUCUGAAAAGAUUGGUUCAUGGUAAGAACAUGCCGCUUGCUCAAAUUGUCAAGCGUUUAGGAGAAAUAGAUUGUUCAGAUAAUAAAUUUUUGAGAAAAAAACACAAAUCAAAAGUAGUCCCUGGUGGUAAAGAUAGCUGGGUUUUUUUGAAAAGUGGUCAGUUGGCACAGGUUAUUGAAAUCAAUUUCGAUUCUUUACUUUGUGAAAUAAUUCCAUGUCGGCUUUUUAAUGACUUCUUUGUUGUACCAUGCAGUUCAAGAUAUAACAAAAUAUUAUCUGUGCCAAAAAAUGCUUCUGUAAUAGAAAAACUGUUCAAAAAACUGAACUCAAACACAAAGUUAUUAGUUUUAAGGGUAGAACAAGAAAUGUUGUUUUUUCAUUAUGUCAUGAUUGUGUGUUUUGAAUAAAUUUUGUUUGUUUUAUCUAUUUAAAUUUUUUUUUAUUGUCAGUUGCAUUAGUUUUUGAAUGCAGUUUAUUGAGAAUCAUAUAUGGUAAAUAUAUUCCCUACUAUUUCAAUAUUUAUGUUGAAUAUAUAUUUAAUAAUGAAAUUUUGUUAAAUUUUAUUUAAUUUUAGAUAUUUUUCAAUCGAAAAUUAAUUUUCAUCAUAACAUUUUAUUAAAAUCUUAAUUGAAACAUUCAAAUUUUGCAUAUUUGAAUGUUUCAAUUAGGAUAUUUUGCAUAUUUGAAUGUUUCAAUUUUGCAUAUUUGAAUGAUUCAUUUUAUUUUGAUAGUUAUAAUAGAAAUUAAGUUAAUUUUUUCUAUUUCAAAGGAUUUUGCUCAAAGAUUUUUUGUAAAUAAUUUUUCAAAAAAAGGAAAACUCAGUGUCAAACAAAGAAUACACGAAUUAAUUGAGAUAUGCUAGAAGUUUGGAAAGAAUGUAAAAAUCAAACUAGUUUCACUCUAAGUUAUUGUAUAUAAUUUUAAAAUUUUGAAUAGAAGAAUUAUAAAGUUUA